Molecule: messenger RNA, 712 nt
Organism: Chaetura pelagica (chimney swift)
Lineage: Eukaryota; Metazoa; Chordata; Aves; Apodiformes; Apodidae
Gene: PTHLH
Product: parathyroid hormone-like hormone
Exons: 4
Coding region: 89-616 (175 amino acids)
Biological process (GO): bone mineralization; osteoblast development; adenylate cyclase-activating G protein-coupled receptor signaling pathway
Cellular component (GO): extracellular region
Molecular function (GO): peptide hormone receptor binding; hormone activity
Source: RefSeq, a predicted model, not a curated record
ACUCGCGUACAAUUAGCAGCAUUAGGAAUCAGCCCUCCAGCAAAUAGGGGAACUGCGGCGAACCACGUUUUAGGAGCCGGAGGAUACAAUGUUCACUAAACUCUUCCAGCAGUGGAGUUUCGCCGUGUUUCUGCUGAGCUAUUCCGUGCCCUCUUACGGGAGAUCAGUCGAGGGGAUCAGCCGCAGACUCAAACGGGCUGUAUCUGAGCACCAGCUGUUGCAUGACAAAGGCAAGUCAAUCCAAGACUUACGAAGAAGAAUAUUCCUUCAAAAUUUAAUUGAAGGUGUCAACACUGCGGAAAUCCGUGCAACUUCAGAGGUUUCACCUAACCCUAAGCCUGCUACCAACACAAAGAACUACCCUGUCCGAUUUGAAGAUGAGGGCAGAUACCUAACUCAGGAGACAAACAAAUCACAGACCUACAAGGAGCAGCCCCUGAAGGUAUCGGGGAAGAAAAAGAAAGCCAAGCCUGGAAAACGUAAGGAACAGGAGAAGAAAAAGAGGCGAGCCCGCUCAGCUUGGCUAAAUCCUGGCAUGUAUGGAAGUGGCACAACUGAGAGCCCACUCUUGGACAACUCUGUUACUACACAUAAUCACACUUUAAGGAGGCGCUGACAUUUUCAGCAAGAGAUUUUUGGAAGACAUAUUGCAGUAUUCUGUAAUAGUGAACAUAUUGGAAGUAUUAAAAUAUUUAUUACCUGUAAAUUUUUU